Molecule: messenger RNA, 2280 nt
Organism: Pleuronectes platessa (European plaice)
Lineage: Eukaryota; Metazoa; Chordata; Actinopteri; Pleuronectiformes; Pleuronectidae
Gene: afg1lb
Product: AFG1 like ATPase b
Exons: 14
Coding region: 86-1531 (481 amino acids)
Cellular component (GO): mitochondrion; cytoplasm
Molecular function (GO): ATP binding; ATP hydrolysis activity
Source: RefSeq, a predicted model, not a curated record
CUUCCGAUCAGCUGAGACUCACCUGACGCUGUCCGGAACCCAGCUGCUCGGGAAUGUCAAUAAAGCUUUAGCGGUUCAAAACAUCAUGGCGGCCUCCACGGUGCCUGCAGCGCUCAGACGCUUCAUGAAAUGUUUCCUCAAAGACUCGGCUCUUGGCUCCAGGAGGAUUUGCAGCCAGUCAUUGAGUCGCACGGUAAAAGGUUGCAUCAGUCAGAGGACGUGCACUUCAUCCUCCUCCUCCUCCUCUUCUUCACCAUCUGCUGACAGUGUGGCACACUAUGAUCACCUCACUCAGUGUGGCUCCCUGAGGGAAGAUGCUCAGCAGAGACUUGUCCUGCAGCAGCUGCAGCAGCUGCAACACGACCUGAAGACGUACAGCAACAGUACUGGAUUCAUGGAGGUCGGUGCCUAUACUGACUCACUUGAUAAAUCUGAGAAGGAAGAGCCCAAUCCACGACCACCCAAAGGUUUCUAUAUCUAUGGAGAUGUUGGCACAGGGAAGACCAUGCUCAUGGAUCUGUUUUACUCCCACGUGGAUAACACCAGUAAAAAGAGAGUCCACUUCAAUGGCUUCAUGCUAGACAUCCACCAAAGGAUCCACCGGAGGAAACAAAGCCUGCCGAAACGAACGCUGGGGAAUAUGUUCACCUAUGACCCCAUAUCGCCGGUUGCCAUGGAGAUCAGCAACGAAACCUGCCUCUUGUGUUUUGACGAGUUUCAGGUGACUGACAUCGCCGACGCCAUGAUCCUGAAGCAGCUGUUUGAGACGCUGUUCAAGACCGGAGUGGUGGUGGUGGCCACAUCCAACAGACCCCCCGACGAUCUGUACAAAAACGGACUUCUGAGGGACACCUUCCUACCUUUCAUCGACGUGCUGAAGGAGCACUGCCAAACCAUCUGCCUGGACAGUGGGAUUGACUACAGGAGGCAGGACAAGGCUGUGUCAGGGAAACUGUACUACCUCGCAGAGGAGCCUGGUUCCGAAGCCUUCUUGGAUGAACUGUUUGAGGAUCUGGCUUCAACACAAAAGAGCCUAGCAGGUCCUCGGGUGCUCACGGUGCUGGGCAGGGAUGUGACUCUGGACCGGACCUGCGGCUCCAUCGCCGACUGCACCUUUGAUGAGCUGUGUGGCAGACCUCUCGGUGCCAGUGACUACCUGGAGAUGGCCCGGCACUUUGACACCGUGUUCAUCCGCCAUGUUCCAGUGCUGUCGCUGAAGCUGAAGGACCAGGCCAGGCGGUUCACGGUCCUCGUAGACAACUUCUACGACAACAAGGUGAGAGUGGUGCUGCUGGCGGCCGUUCCUUUAGACCGACUGUUCUGCCACGCGGGGGGGGACGACGAGAUGGACCGACAGCUGCUGGACGACCUGGGGCUCAGCGGGGAGGCAGCGGAGCGUCUGACUCUGUUCACGGCCGAGGAGGAGAUCUUUGCCUUCCGGAGGACCGUGUCCAGGCUGACGGAGAUGCAAACAGAGUCAUACUGGAUUAAGGGAGACCGCCGUCACAGCACAAAGCACAGGAACACCUAACAUCCAGUUCUGACUGCCACCAUAAUUAUAUACCUCCAGACAACACAGUACCUCAAAAACCACUGACGCUGUGCAAGCAAAAGCUUCAGGAACAGAAAAGAUCAAGUCAUUGUGGCGAGCGAAGCUUAAUGUUUUUAGGGAAUAAGCAGUAGUUUACUCCAAAGGCCUGAAAUCUACUGUAAAUGUAUAACAAUGUAAAACUGGAUAUCUGUUUUCCUUUGGUUCUGACUGGUUCUGACUGUGUUUGUUGUACCUCUUUACUCUCUAGGUGGUUUUCUCUGUUCCCCUCAAGAACUUGUUUAUUUAAAAUAACAGAAACCUCACCAGCUUGUGUGAAAGCAAAACUAUCAGCCUCCUUUUAUCAGGGUGGAAGUCUCCUUGACAGCAGUUGGCUACCGCCCUCUGGUGGUGAAUGUGAAAAGGGUUAAAUGUUCCCAAGCUUUUUUUUCCUGCAGCUUAACCGUAUGAUGCCUGAUAGAACAUUUUAGAACAUACUUGAUGAAUGUAUUUGAGGAAAAUGCUGAGCCGCCUUUAUGUUAAGACCAGUACCUGUCGGACUGUGAUUAUGUAUUAAAAGUCUGAACUCUAAAGAAACUACAGCUGAUCUUAAUUUUAAUUCAGCUUCUGUUUUGAGCACUGUACUUUGUGCCCUAUUGAAAAUGGAAUAAGUCUUACAUUGGUUCAGGUGAUGGCAUGGAAACACUCUUACAAAUCAAUGUAAUAAACUCUUAAAGAUAAACAAUUGUGAA